UAUACAAUCCCGUGCCAACUAGCGGUUGCUUCCCUCCCGUGGCCCCGGGUCUGCUAAGUGCUAACGGCAUCCGACUGCAGCGAGAAAUGUCAAAGAGUCGCUUCUUCAAACACCUAUCUUACACUUUCUCAUGGGGUCUCCACCGCCCAUUAUCUCUCUCAACCUUCAAAGCUUGUCAAUAUCAAUCAAAACCCAAUUCUUCCCUCUUCUCAAAGAUGAUUUCUUCUUCCUCUUCUAUUCGUUCUUGCACUUCACUUGCUGCUUCGCACGAUACAUCUGCAACUACGGAUUCCUCUGCUUACCUUUCUGUUCGCAUUCGCUGUCCAAAAGACGUCGCUGAUAUGCUUUCAGAAGCUCUUUUGUGCUUUGGGGCAAGUUCUACCAGUAUAGAUGAACAAGAUGACUGUGAAAGCUCUCACGAGAUUCACAUUGAUUCUGUAUUUCCUCAAUUUCAAGAUGUGGAUGUGUCCCUGUCACAAGCUGCUGAUUCCAUAGGCUUGAAAGAGAUACCUGCUUACGAGGUUAAGAUGGGGAAGCAAUGUGACUGGAUUAGAAAGACUCAGGAAUCAUUUCAUCCUGUGGAAGUUACUGAAGGACUUUGGAUUGUGCCUGACUGGAGAGCCCCCCCAGAUGUUAGAGCAACAAAUAUAAUUCUGGAUCCUGGAUUAGCAUUUGGAACUGGCGAGCACCCUACCACUAAGUUGUGUCUACUGCUGCUACGGGGUUUGAUAAAAGGAGGAGAACUUUUCUUGGACUAUGGUACAGGUUCUGGAAUUCUUGCAAUUGCAGCACUUAAGUUUGGUGCUUCUUUGUCAGUUGGACUUGAUGUAGAUCCCCAAGCAAUCACAUCUGCAAGUCAUAAUGCUGCUCUGAACAAUAUAGAGCCUGAGACAAUGGAACUACGCUUAGUUUCCAAGAAAACCUGCUCGCCCUUGAUGGAUGAGGGGACAAAUGAGGUUGUCAAAGAGCAAAGAACUGAUGGAAUGGUACCUGUAUCUGAAACAGAGAAAUAUGAUGUGGUCAUUGCUAAUAUACUUUUGAAUCCUCUCUUGGAAUUAGCAGAUCAAAUUGUUUCUUAUGCUAAACCUGGGGCAGUUGUUGGCUUGUCUGGUAUUCUAUCUGAGCAGCUUCCAUACAUCAUGGAUCGAUAUUCAGUGCUCUUGGAGGACAUAUCCGUGUCAGAGAUGGAUGGCUGGGCAUGUGCAAGUGGAAAAAAGAAAAGUAGUCUAUAGCAGAUGCAGAUGAAGGAGGCAAUCAGUACUGUAGGAACUAUUCACUUAAGAAUUUGUUAUUGGACUAUUAGCAGAAGCACCAAAUGCCCAAAUAAGAACUUUCGUCACGUCAGGCGACAGUGUUCAAUUUCCAAUCUUAUUUUUGCCUAACCGGAUCUGAAAGCCAAGAGUUCACUCCUCCAACAUGGAUUGUGGAACAUCGUGAAAAGAUACCCUUUUUUUUUUUCCAGACUGAAAAAGAAAUUGAAUUUUUGUCCAAGUGAUAUUUCUGACCCUUGAUUUGAUCUAUUUUUCUUUUGUAAAAAUACCAUGAAUUGGUGUAAUUAUUAAGUUUAAAUUUGCUCAUGUUGACUU
This is a messenger RNA of Manihot esculenta (cassava), 1586 nucleotides long. RefSeq names its product ribosomal protein L11 methyltransferase. The record is from RefSeq and is a predicted model, not a curated record. Gene Ontology annotation, molecular function: protein-lysine N-methyltransferase activity. Gene Ontology annotation, biological process: peptidyl-lysine trimethylation. The transcript has 7 exons. Gene Ontology annotation, cellular component: mitochondrion. Bases 87 to 1232 code for a protein of 381 amino acids. NCBI's taxonomy places the organism in Eukaryota, Viridiplantae, Streptophyta, Magnoliopsida, Malpighiales, Euphorbiaceae.